GAAAGGGGAGGAGAAAUGGCAGACAGGAGAUGAUGACAUCAGCAGGAAAUUAAUAUCAAGUUACAAAAGCCAGAGGAUCCAGUUUUCACUUGCUCAGCCAACAAGUUUUGAGUGCUCUUCCCGCGCAAAUGGGAGCUUCCUGGAAACUGGAAACACAUGGAGGACCUGAAUUCCAAUUUCCCUGAGUGCUAUCAACCUCCAGAGGAUCGGUGAGACUUGAUCUAAAGCACUUCCAGUAAAGUCUAAUGCCAGGAACAGAGGUAGCCAGGAUUGGAGGAGGGGCUAGGGAGUUGGGGUGCCGUGUGUCCUCACUCUAGAACUCCUUGCUCCAGUUCUGUCUUUCCCAAGCUGACUAUGACAUCUCAACGUCAAGGUCUGGAUACCAGUUUGGAGGAAAAUCGUAGGAUGGAUUUUCGCCGGAAGCUUCUGAAGAUUAAUGAAUGCCUGGGGGCCAAAGAUGUGGAGGCCCUAAAGUUUCUCUGCCGAGACUGGCUCUCCCCCAAGAAGCUGGAGAAGUCCGGCUCAGCCUUGGAGAUUUUUGAGCAGCUCCUGGCAGAGGAGCAGCUGAGUGAGGAAGACCCUUUCCUCCUGGCGGAGCUCCUCUUCAUCAUCAGGCAGAAGUCACUGCUGCGGCACCUCCGGUACAGCAAAGAACAAGUGCAGAGCUCGCUGCCCGCCCAGAGGAGGGUCCCUCUGUUCAGAAACCUGCUCUAUGAACUGUCAGAAGACCUCGACUCUGAGAACUUAAGGAGCAUGAUCUUCCUUCUGCCAAACGUGUUUCCAAAAACUGAGAUGACCUCUCUAAGUUUCCUGGCACAUCUAGAGAAACAAGAUCUAAUAGGUGAGGAUAAUCUGACGACACUGGAGGACCUCUGCAAAACUGUUGCACCUAACCUUCUGAAAAAGAUAGAGAAAUAUAAAACAGAGAAAAUCUCCCAGUUACACAAGGAAACUGAGGCAUUGCAUCAAGGAGAAGAAGAGCUGCCUUUCCGUUUGGGCAAUAUGCAGGUCCAUGGAGCCUCACAGAAGGAGCCCUGGCAAAAUGAGCAUGAAAGAAGGAGUAAUGGUGACAGAGCCACAAAUGGUGCACCAAUCCCUGGUUCCACGGAAAUGUUGAGAGCAUCGGCUGAUAUCAGAAAUGCUGCAACCAGUACAAAGGAGGCAGCUGUGUACAGGAUGAAUCGGAAACACAGAGGCCACUGUGUCAUUGUCAACAACCACAACUUUACCUCACUGACAGCCAGACUAGGGACUCAUAAAGAUGCUGAGAGUCUGAAAUGCGUGUUUCAGUGGCUUGGGUUUACAGUACGGGUAUACAAUAAUGUGAAAAAAGUAGACCUGGAGAAGGCUCUGCAGGAAUAUAAGAGUCAUCCAGACCACGUUGACAGGGACUGCUUCGUGUGCUGUAUCCUGACCCAUGGGAACCUUGGAGCUGUCUACUCCUCAGAUGAGGCCCUCAUUCCCAUUCGGGAGAUCAUGUCUCAAUUUACAGCCCAGCAGUGCCCUGGUCUGGCUCACAAACCCAAACUCUUUUUCAUCCAAGCCUGUCAAGGUGAUGAGAUACAACCUUCCGUAUCCAUUGAAGCAGAUGCUCUGAAUCCUGAGAAGUUACCCUCUGCCCCCAGGCAGGUGAGCCUGCAGGACAGCAUUCCUGUUGAGGCUGAUUUCCUGCUUGGCUUGGCCACUGUCCCAGGCUACGUAUCCUUUCGACACCCGGAGAAAGGCAGCUGGUAUAUUCAGUCUCUGUGUAAUCAUCUGAAGGACUUGGUCCCAAGACAUGAAGACAUCUUAUCUAUCCUCACUGCUGUCAACAAUGAUGUGAGCCGGCAAGCAGACAAAGAUGGGACAAAGAAACAGAUGCCCCAGCCAGCUUUCACACUACGGAAAAAACUAGUAUUUCCUGUGCCUCAGGAAGCAUUUUCCUUACAGUAGAGUUUUCAUGGAUCCUUUGACUUGAAAUGAACCUCGGAUAUCUCCUCCAAUCCCACCCAGCAUAGGCACUGAUGACGAAUGAUGAGCUGGUCUCUGCCUGUCAUUCUAGUAAUAGGAAAUGUCUUGUUUUCCAACACAGCCAAUAUAUAUAUAUAUUUUUUUCUUUUUGCAAAUCUGAACUUUGGAUAACUUUCCUUAUUGAAGACUUGAGUUAUAGUCUUGGUUUUAGUUGUGCACUCAGAAGAGGGUCACUGUACUAUUCUGGGCUUGGUUUGUUCGUCUGUGAAAUUAAAUGUGGGACCAGGUAGACUUUAAGAGUCCUUCUGGUUCUGAAAACUGCUAUGACUGACUGUGUCAAGUCCCCAAGAUGGGAAAGAGGGAUCCGCAGGGACUGAGGCUGUUCACAAGGAUCGUUGUUCUCUCCUCUUAUCCAGAGGGGCAUCUGGCUAUUCCUUGUGGCACAGGUGGCUGCAUAUGGAAGCCUUGAUAGUCUUUACAUUAAGGUUUUGAACAUUUUAUGUGCUUGAUUUUUUUUUGGUUUUAUUUUCAAGAGGAACUUUUCCUUUUAAUUUCUGGAACAGUAUGUUGAAUUCUUGGAGGCUAGACCUGAGAGGGAGAUUGAAAGUCCUGUGGUUAAGACCUUCAGUUCUGAUGAAGAAGCCAAGGCCUGGGGAGGUGAGGCAACUUGCUCACGGUGCUCCAGCCACUUGUUGUUUACAGGAUUUCAUUUUCCUCCCAAGUGAACUGGAAUAUCACAGGACAACAUUCCCUUGGAUAUGCAGGUGGUCAUGGAAGAUGUCAGAGAACAAAGAAAAAUAACUCAGAAUUGCCUGGCUUUAUUUAUGUGGAAGCCAAAUUUAUUUAGUGAAUUUACUAUGAGAAAUAUGCAUAAGAAUCCCAUUUUUAAUUUAACUGAUAAUUACGUGGAUUUAAAUGUAGCUUACUCAGGCAGUGAGUCUAAUACAUAUACCAGCCUGAUCUUCCUAAGCCAUUGUUCACACAACUCAAGGCUACCAGCUCUUGGUCAUAGUCUUAGUCCAACUGGAUAUUCAAAAAUUUGCUUCCAAAAUCACAUGGAGUUCUUUGGCUUCUUUAUAGCCUUUCUCGUAAGGGAAGGAUGAUGUGAUAUUAUAGAAAGAGCAAAGGAUCUUGAGAUAGGGAAGCCUUGGAUUUCUGUUUCCCUGUGACUCCCUUGCACUGGACACUAAAUUGACCCUAGCUAUUUGAGCCUUAUCUGAAAAGUAGAGGAAAUAUCUGUCGGGAGGAUAAGGAGAAUGUGUUUAUGUGUAUCCAUGUAAAACUAGUUUUGGUGAGGCACAUGUAAGGCAUUUAUGUGGCAGAGUCUUCUGGUAGUAACCUAAAUGGAAUUUGCAGGUUUGAGUUCCUUUGUGUCUAAUUCCAGGUGACUGUAUUAGUAGUGGAGCCCCUGGGGGGUGCAAAUGGUUAAAGUGCUCGGCUGGUAACUGAAAGGUUAGAGAUUAAUCUACCCAGAGGUACCUUGGAAGAAAGUCCUGGGUAUCUACUGAAAAAUCAGCCAUUGAAAACCCUACGGAGCACAUUUCUACUCUGACACACACAGGGUCACCAUGUGUUGGAAUCAACUCGAUGAGUAUUUUUUUUUUUUUUUAAUUUUUGGAUGAAGGUUUACAGAACAAACUAGCUUCUCAUUAAACAAUUAGUACACAUAUUGCUUUGUGACACUGGUUACCAACUUCACGAUGUGUCAACACUCUCCUAGUGGUUUUUUAUUAGAAGCAAAGCAACACUAGCAAUACUCAUAACACCCUCUGAGUGAGGAGCUGCUCCUUCCUUCACAGGCUCAUAGUCAAGGUAGCCAGCUUGGCUUCUGAGUUCAGUUGAACAAAACACUGUUGAUGAAAAUCUCCUUCAUGAGAAACAUUUGCGGCUUGAUGUAAAACUCCUCUGAUCUAUUUCACAUUUAUGUUUUGUUGGAACUUAGUACUUCAGAAGGUCAAAUUCUAGAACCAGGAAACUUAAUAUAGGCUUCCCCCCCGCCCCAAGAAGCCUCCGGCAAGCACUUUAGGUGCCACUGAACAUUUAUGCCUGUGAGUCAUAGGUGUACACAGACACCAGGAGUUCAAUAGUCCAUGACUCAUUUCUCCUAAACAGGGUGUGUACACACUGGUUAGACUGUGCCCUUACAGACCUUAUAAAACAUUAUACGUGUUUGUAUUUAUGUGUGUGAGUGUGUAUGUGUGUGUGAAUUUAGAGUCUGGGAACACCAGGAUGUGGUUUGGUCACAGCUAUUUGGCAGUGAACCACUGUUCUAUAAGCAACUAUUCUAGAAGCAACUGUUUAUAGAAGCAAUAGCCACUGACUGGCCAGUCAUUUAUGAAAAAAAUGAGCAGAUUGUGUUAGGUUUCCUUAUAUCUCACUUAGUUUUGCCCAAUCUAUAAGAGCCGUAGUUCUGUUUUUUUUUUAACGUUUGACUGUUGUCAAAUAAAAUGAAGUACAUGAAAACACUCGAUAAAGUAUUAUGUGAAUAUUAUAGUUAUUUAAUACUGAUACUACUAAUGUUUACUAAUAUCAGAAUUAUUAGUCACCGGAGUACCUUACUGGCCUCUGCUUCAGGGACUCACAAUGGCAGUGGGCAUGUCUGAUAUCAUGGGCUUAUCCUUGGCAAUACAUUAGAUUCUGCCAAUGCUCAGGUAAUGCUGAACAUAUAAACAACAGGUACAUGGGUGCUGGCCUAUGAGCACAGACACUGAUUAGUAUAACACAAUGGUGAAUGCUGCUGACCAGAAGGCCUUUAUCAAUGAUGAACUCUGAGGUAAAUCAGUUUACCACAUUUUGCAGGUUCUUGUGCCAGGAAGGACCCACAAAAUCUUCUAGAUCAGACACUUUCUGAACCAUCUAGUCAAGUUGUUCUCAACAUGGAUGUCUUGGAUCCUGAGGUGUUUGUGGAUUAAUUCUCAGGGCCUUUGACUUGUCCACCCUAAUUUUUAAAUAUUGUAAUUCCCUUUUGGUGAUAAUCUUUAAAAAUUAAUAUGAGUGCAUCCUGGCUAUUCUAGAUGACGGCUUCAUAUUUGAGCACUGCCAUACAAUUUCAGUACCCACAUUGUGGGACCCACAGAAAUUCAUGAGCUUUACACUGAACUUUUUAUUGUAGCAUGGAUGGUAUCUGUGGCUCAAAGGCCUGAAAUUUAUUGCCAAGUGCCAGUGAUUAUUUGAAACCUGCUCCAAUCCAUCCUCAGCCCCUGGCAGACUCCUACUCCACUAUCCUGUACCUGGGCUUAACAGUUCUAGGGUAGGAACCUACAGCCACACAUGGCGUCAUGGAUUUGGGAGCUGGAGAGGACUCCGGUGGUCCUGUGGUUCAGCCCUCAGAAUGUUAAGCGAUUUGCCAGUCUCAAAGCUGUUAGUGGAAGAGGAGCCUGUAUCUCCUAAUUUGCAAUCCUGUGCCCCCAAGCCAUCCAGUUUCAUUUUGGUAUAGCUUUAAUUGCUCUUUUUUCUGUUGAACUUAGAACCUGUUGCCUCCUUAGAACCACUGAUUUUCAUCCUAAACUCUGGAGUCAUACAAAACAAGUGUAGCUGCCCUCUGGUGAGGUAUAUUGUUUGUAACAAGUCAUUUAAAAAUUCUUUUUUUUCUGGUAGGGCUUGGGUUUUGACAGAAGCCUGUAGUUUGCUGUUAAGAAUGUGGUGAGAAUGUAGCAAUACAAUCUUAGCUUUGAACAGAAGCUAAAUACCUGAAAAUGGAACCCUUUUAAAAAAUGUAGUAGGGGAAGUUCCCUGUUUAAAUAAAGACCCAUUUGGCAAUGCAAACAAUUACCUAACAUUACUAUUUUGCAAAUUCGAAUUUUUAAAAGAGAGUUCUUCUAUAAAAAAAUUUAAAAAUUGUAUCCAUUUUUACUUUUUAAAUACAAUUUUGAAUAGGUAAUGUCUUGGAGUCCUGGUGGCAUAGUGGUUAAGAAGUAGGCUGCUAAGCAAAAAGUCGGCAGUUUGAAUCCACCAAUUGCUCCUUGGAGACCCUAUGGGGCAGUUCUUCUCUGUCCUGUAGGGUGACUGUGAGUCAGAAUCGACUCAAUGGCAACAGGAUUGGUUUUUUUGGUUUUCAGGUAAUGUCUUUACAUUAUUCAAAGAUAAAAAAAUAUUAAAAAGUAUACAAGAAAAGUCUUGCCUUCAUCUUUGUUCACUGUAAUAUUCAGUCAUCUUUCAUCCCAUAAAUAACUCCAGAGUUUCUUAGUGUAAAUGGGAAUACAGGUAUAUUUAUAUGUAUAAAUAUAUGUACAUAGAUAUGUGUAUAUAUGUAUUUAAACAGAUAUUUCUUGAUGCAAAGUAUAUAUACUGUGAAACUCAUCUCUCUUUUAGAUGAUUUUGUGAGAUGCUUAGGCAAUGCUGACACAAUUCUAGAAUGGAAAUAACUUUAUGAGUUUUGUGGACUGGGUACUUGUAAAUAGUAGGAAUUGACUUACCAAAAAAUAAAAGAAUUUUUUUCCUUUACUUUUGA
Loxodonta africana (African savanna elephant) is the source of this 6400-nucleotide messenger RNA. Its product is annotated as caspase-10-like. Gene Ontology annotation, biological process: proteolysis; regulation of apoptotic process. Gene Ontology annotation, molecular function: protein binding. The record is from RefSeq and is a predicted model, not a curated record. Bases 355 to 1932 code for a protein of 525 amino acids. The transcript has 10 exons. Lineage: Eukaryota; Metazoa; Chordata; Mammalia; Proboscidea; Elephantidae.